Molecule: messenger RNA, 876 nt
Organism: Mixia osmundae IAM 14324
Lineage: Eukaryota; Fungi; Basidiomycota; Mixiomycetes; Mixiales; Mixiaceae
Exons: 2
Coding region: 1-876 (291 amino acids)
Cellular component (GO): membrane
Molecular function (GO): oxidoreductase activity
Source: RefSeq, a predicted model, not a curated record
AUGACGCGACGCGAGGAUGGGGGUGGCAAAGGGACAAAGAGCCAACGAAAAUCCGAGCAGGGCCACACCUUCCUUCUCCCAAGUUCGAGCACGACCAUGAAGCAGGACAAUCUCAAUUUCAAGUGCGCACUCGUAACUGGCGGCGGAGGAGGCAUCGGCAGAGCCUUGGCAGAGUAUUUUUUGUCAAAGGGAAAGGAAGUUGUCAUUGCCGGACGGACAGAGUCCAACCUCAAGCAGACCCUCGAAGAGAUCAAGGAUGACAAGCUCAGCUAUGCCGUACUAGACACGAGCAAGCCAGAGACAUUCGAGGCCUUUGUCGCUGAUCUCUUGAAGAAGCACGACGUCGACUGCCUCGUCAACAAUGCUGGCAUCCAGAAGCCGAUCCAGAUUGUCGACGGAGGCUUGGACAACCUGGCAGUGUAUGACCAAGAGAUAGCUACCAACAUCAUCGGACCGGUCCAUCUCACUCAGCGACUGCUCCCUAACAUCGUCAAACACAAGGGCGUCAUUUACAACGUCGGCAGUUUGCUAGCCUACACAGGCAUGGUUAAGUGCCCCUCCUAUAAUGCCACGAAAGCCUACAUCCAUUCGUGGAGCAUCGCUUUGAGGUACCAGCUCGAGUCUAGUGGUGUAGCAGUGGCGGAAAUCAUCCCCAGCAGUACUUCCACCGCCCUUCACCGGGACCACGACGAUCCGCACAACAAUGACAAGGACAAGAACCCGAAUGCGCAGACCGUAGAGGAAUUCAUGGCAGAUAUCACCAAGCUCAUAGAGGCUGGGGAAGCCGAUCUGCCCUCGUCCACAGCAGAAUCCGUGGUGCACAAGUACAACGAUGCCUUCUCCGAGGGCUGGAAAAAGCUCAAUGGCAAGAGUUGA